Candidula unifasciata is the source of this 453-nucleotide messenger RNA. Lineage: Eukaryota; Metazoa; Mollusca; Gastropoda; Stylommatophora; Geomitridae. The record is from the annotation of a GenBank genome assembly.
ACAAUGAAAAAAAAGUUCUUUGUCCUCCGCUCGACAAGCUCCAGUGGUCCUGCCAGACUGGAGUACUACGACAACGAGAAAAAGUUCCAGUCCGGAUCUUUACCGAAACGUUCAAUCCAUUUAUACACCUGCUUCAACAUCAACAAGAAAAAGGACAGUCGGUCAGGCCGGUUUGGGAUAGUGCUGUACACGGUGCCUGACAGCUUCACUGUCCUGACCGAGACCCAGGCGGAGCAGGAGGCCUGGCUGGAUGUCAUGCUGGAGUAUCAGAAUGAGUACCUGCCCGACGGGGACGUGGGCAAGGAGCAUUAUGAGCAUGUCUGGCAGGUCACUAUGCAACCAAAAGGACUGGGUCAAGGCAAAGGUCUGAAGGGUCAGUACCGCAUGUGUCUCAACAGUACCACCAUCAGUCUCUUCAAGGUCAGCGCCAAACAGCCUCAGUUUUCUACACAG